This is a messenger RNA of Blepharisma stoltei, 1407 nucleotides long. Lineage: Eukaryota; Ciliophora; Heterotrichea; Heterotrichida; Blepharismidae. The record is from the annotation of a GenBank genome assembly.
AUGACACAAAUUCCAACUGAAAUAGUAGUGCAUUAUUUAGAUGAAAUUGGCUGGGGAAAGUACCAAUGGUCUAUUUUUGAGCAAUGCAUGAUUGUAUUCUUUAAAUAGUCAUAUUUCAAUAUACAGUUUAGAAAUCUUUCAAUUGGCUAUUUUGCUGCUAUUUAUGCAAUAGAUCUUGGAAUCAGCAAUACACAAAAGGGUUUAAUGGGCACACUAUUUCAGCUAGGAUGCUUUAUUGGCUCUUAUUUUUGAGGAAAUCUCUCUGAUCGUCACGGAAGAGCUUCUACAGUCAAAAAAGCAGGAUUUAUAUUUAUUUUUGUUCAUUUAGUUUGGAUUUUUGCUGACAAUAUUUUUGUUAUUUUAAUUUUAUGCUUUGCUUCUGGGUUUGGAAACACAGGGGAAAUGGUAAUAAUCCCAGUUCUUUUUAAAGAAUUCUGUCCUACGAAGAAAUUGAAUUUUAUAACAAAAUUGACUUCAGGGUUUGCAAUAGGUGGAGCAUUUAUUGCUUUUAGCGCGAUUUCGAUUGAAAUAAUUGGUAGUAAUUAUUUGCCUGAUUGAUGCUUUAUGGCAAUAAUUUUACUUUUUUGUCAUGUCUUAAUGUCAAUAUUAAGAAUUGGGUUAGAUGAAACCCCAGGCUUCUUAGCAUCAAAAGGAAAAUUUAGUCAAACUGAAGAAUUAUUAUCUAAAAUAGCAAAAAUAAAUGGAAAAGACUCUAUUUCAAUUAGCAUUUCUCCUGUUGAUAAUACAAAUGCACAAUCAGUCAAGGCUCCCAUCAAAAUGAAGGCUAUUUUUUCUAAAAAAUAUGUAAAAUCAACAGUUUUUGUUUCAAUUAUUUAUUUUUUUAUAUAUUUUGGAAGCUUCAGCAUGAAUUUAUUUAUGCCCAGAUUUUUACAACAAUUCUCUUUUGCAGUUAGAUACACAAUAAUAUUAAUCCAACAAUUAUCAGGAAUUCCAGGCAUAUUUUUGGCAUCAUUUCUUGUAAAUACAAAGCUAGGAAGAAAGCACACACUUCUGCUAUCCCUGGCUAUUACAAGCUUUUCAGUAUAUUUAUUUAUUUUUCUCGAGCAUAUUGUUGCAGUAAAACUUAUUUAGGUGAUAAUUGUCAUUAUGAUGCUUGCAUCGGUUAAUUUUGCAAGUUUUGGAUCAUUAUUUACGCUUUCUCCUGAAAUCUACCCUACUGAAAUAAGAAACUCUGCUAUGGGAUUUUUCUUUACAUGGUCAAGAAUUGGAUCAUCUAUAUCACCUUUUAUUGGUGGGAUGAUUUUGGAUAUAGAAAAUGGAAAAGAAGUAGCAUUGGCAUUAUUCGCAUCUGGGUAUUUAAUCGCAAGUUUGAGUACAGUUUUUAUAGAAGAGACACGACCUUCUUUAAAAACCACAAUUUUAAUUGAAGAAAAUAGUCCACAAUAG